AUGAGGGUCAUUCGAGCGUACGAUGGACGCUCCAUCGUCGUCAAUCAGCCGCUUUCACAAUUCGCUUCGCUCGAUGACCUCCUCGACUGUCUCUCGCUUGCCACAGAGAUCCCGUCCGAUUCCAUCAUCUGUAUGACCUCGGACGGCAGCCAGCUCAAACAAGAACUGCUCGAUCGCAUCAUCCAGCAAACUGCCACUUCUCCAUCGGAAUCAUCUUCUGCUGCCGUUGUGGAACCGAAUCCUUCUUCAUCCACUCAUCAGGAUGCACACCACCAAUCACAAAACUACGAGUUUUUUGUCUACAAUCGCGAGUUCCUCUACACCGACCCAACCGAGCUCGCUGCUGAGCUCGCAGAGCAUACCGUUCUCGAGCCGGUACCACCCAUGCUCGAUGUCGAACUUACCUUUCCGCCAACACCAAAGUCGCUCGAAGCACUCGUCAGCUGGUCAGCUGAGAUCGCCACGCUGGUAGCCACCUACGAGCAAUCAUGCCACGACCUUCUCGAGCGAAUCACCCUUAUCGCUCGCAGUCUACAAGUCGCGCUGGCAAACCUUCGAGAUCAUGCCGACAACAUUGAAAAGGGUGCCAACGCGCUCAUCGAUGAUGUGGCGCAGAAAGAACUCAAAAGGAUGCACAGCUUACUCCAAGGCUACGAACGCGAUCUGUGCAUUCUCGCAAUGGUGUCCAUUCAUCCCCGACUCCAAUCCACCAGUGCACAGAUGGCCAACGCUGCAGCAACAUCCUCCACCACUUCUGCACAAAACGGCAACGGUCCUGCCAACGGUCAGUCGGGCUUGACUAAGCCCAAACAUCGUACCCUGGGUGACUACAUCAGCAAGUCCAAGAUGAGUGCUGUCGCUGACGCCUGCCAUCGCGUCUACACUGAGCUCCGCGAACGCAUCGAACGCAUCCAGACCGAGCUCUCGCUCGUUCGCAAUGACACCCAGGGUCUGUCCGAGGAGGUCCAGUCGACAACACCAGAGGUAGCCGACGAGACCUACCAGCGCGCCGUCGAAGCUCAACUCCGUACCCAACAGCUGUAUGCGUUUAUCUGCUCUACCUGUUCACCAGAUCCUCAAGGAUGGCCCGUGGCCGAUAAAAUUGAUCAAGAGACUUUUGACGAGAUUGUUCGCAGCUCCAAUGAGCUGCUGUUGCUGGACGAAGUGGUGCGUGAGGCUGUUCAGCGUCUCACACAGGACCGCAACGACAUCCUCGAGCGCAGCCUUCACUUGCUCAUCGACAUUUCCGCGAUCCAGUCCGAAUUUACCGAAACUGGCUCUCUGUUGGCUGCAGUCGAUGCAGAUCUACAUUCCAACAAGCUCGAUGGCUUCAAGCAUCUGCAUCGGCUCAAAAACAUGCUUUGGGCCUAUGGUGCCACCGUUGUCGAAGUGGUCAGGCGGCGUGAGUUUGCGAAGCACUUUUUGGGCAAGUCACAAUCCCUUGCCGAGCUCAUGGCAAAAGUAUCGGCGUCCGAAUGGAAGCGCAGGCAGUUCUACAGGAGUGACGUUUCUUCGCUGUUGCCCUGGGAGGUUAAAGGUAUGGAUGACAAACCACCCAGUCUCGAAAUCACCACACCACGUGUCAGCAGCGAGGGCAUGGCCGACCUCGGCCUUGCAGACCUGCAGGCGCUUUACGAGCUGCUCGACCAUAUCGACUAUCAAUUGCGCGAGGACGGCAUCGACGGGGUGGAUAGCCCCAUUCCGGAGGUCAAAGCUGCACUUCAGGCCCUCGCCGCAGCCCUGCAAGACUUGGAUGACGAAUUUAUCCACCUCGUCAACCACCAGCUUCUCAAUCGUCAAGAGCAAGAGGACGAAGCUUCGGACGACCAGGGCGACGAGAGCGGAUCCGACACUUCAAUUCGUGCGAGGCAACGCUUGCGACGUCGUCAGCGUCUCAGCGCACCGCUUGCUGCCGCCAAUGCUCAGGAGCUGACACAGCUUCGAAGUGAGCUCGCCGCCGCCAAAGCUGCGCAAGAGCAAGCCGAGCAUGGACUCAAAGCUGAAACCGAGACUCGCCUGGUGCGUCUCAAGACCGAGAUUGAGACGCUCAGGCGUCAGGUGCAAACGGGCAAAGCGGACGUAGCCAAGCUCGAGGCCGAGAAGCGCGAAGCUGAGGCACGUAUCGACACGCUAGCAGCAGAUCUGGAGCUUGAGCGCGAACGUCGUCUCAACAUGGUCGACGAAGUCAAUCAACUCCGUCGUGAUCUUGAGCAGAGCCAUCGAAUCGAAGCACAAGCCAAGCAGGAAGUUAUAGAAGAAGCCGACCGUGUCGCCGAGCUCGAAGCACAGGCGCAUGAGCUUCAUGUCGAGCUGGAAGAGGCCAAGAGGGCUCGCAUCGACGCAAGCAGUCGCAUCGAAGCACUGCUGAGUGAGGGUUCCAGCUUUGAAGGCGAGCUUCGCACAGCUCAAGCUCGCAUUGAAGAGCUUACAGAGCAGCUCUCAAACGCACAUGCCGAAGCCGCCAAAGCUCGAGAAGCAGCAACCGAGGUCGAGACCGCGAAAGAACGACAGAUUCGGUCGUACCGUGCUGAAGCGGAUGGCGACCGUGCCAUCUUGGAGGAGAAGGUGCGAGCGCUCAAGGCGGAUUUGGAUGCCAAGACCAAGUUGCUCGAGAAGCAGACCAGCAUCGCCACACGAGCCGAACAGAGUCGAAUCCCUGACCGUGAAGCCAUCGAUUUGCUGCGUGGCCAGCUUCGAGCAGCCGAUGUGGCGCACGAGGAGAUCGUCAAGGAGAUGGAUCAUGCCAAGGAACUUGCUAACGAGGCCGAAGCUUCACGUAGAGAAGUGGAGGCCAGUCGACAGCUGCUGCUCGAGCGCUCUCGUGGCCUGCUUGCCAAGACGAGCUUGUUGCGGAAAGCGGUACGCGAUAUGCCCAAGCAUACCUCCUCACGUCAAGCAUUGUCCUCCGAAGCAGCACAGGCGACGGACAAGAACAAUGCUAACGCAGCCUCAACUCCUGCGUUGGCGGCAUCCUCGGGAGCAGUCGUUGCAGCUCAACGUGCCAUCGCCGCAUCAACCGGCAGCUUAUCCGUAUCCGAGCUUUCAGAAUCGCAGCGUCAGGCUGCACUUGAUGCAUUCGACGCCGAGGCUGAAGGGGCCACCCUGGAAACAACACUUGAAGCGCUGCGCGCCUUGGAUGUGUCCGAAAUGUACGACGAAAUCAAAGGCAAGCUCGACUCGCUCAACAUUGUGGUGCGUAAAUGGCAGAAGGCGUGGAAAUCAGCCAACGAGAAAGCCAACAAGGCCAAUCAUGCUGCAAGAGAAAAGAUUGCCUUCAAGAACUUCCAGGUCGGCGAUCUGGCGCUCUUCUUGCCGACUCGCAGCUCAAACCUGGCCUACAAACCUUGGGCUGCCUUCAACAUCAGCUUCCCUCACUUCUUCCUCAAUGCCAAGGGCGCUCUGGCGGAACAGUUGCGGACCAAAGAGUGGGUUGUCGCACGCAUCACAAGCAUCAACAAUAAGGUCGUCCCAACAGCUAGCCAAGUCAAGUCACUCAUUCAAGGUGAGUCGGAUGCGGAUGCGAACCCUUUCCGGCUACCUGAAGGCGUUCGUUUCUUUAUGCUCGAUGUCGAGACUUACGGCGGCCACAGCUCGGCACCGCCGGCUUUGCGAAGUCGCAAAAGCUCAUCGGCGACAGUCGAUGGAGGAAAUGGCGCGGCUAACGAUCCAUCGUCGCACCUCAAGGAUGCAUCCAGCCAUCCCAGAAGCCGAAGUGAAGGUACCCUUACCGGCCUCAAAGGUCUGGUCGAAGAGCACAAAAAUGCACCUGGAGGUGGAGCAGAGCCUUCGGUCGCCAAACCUUCGCAAUUGCAGAGCAUAGCUGCAGAGGCAAGCAAGAGCACAACGCCGAAGGCUGUAGAUGAUCAACAGAUCGUUCCUGACGAUGAAGCCGCUGGAAGGACGAGCGGCUUUUCGUUGCAUUCCGACAAGAUCGAGGCACCCGAACAGUCGACACCACCCAUGCAGACGCCGGACACUUCGCCUCGUCUUGGGUCAACAGCGGUAUUGUCAGCUCCAUCCUUGGCUGAGAAAGGCAGGAGCAAGGCACAACAAGAUGAUAAUACGGCGGAGACACGCUCCGCAAUCUCGACGUCGGCUUUGACACGUGUCAUGCGAAGUGCUUCUUCUGCCUCGUCGUUCCGUACAGAAGGUGGGAUAAGCGCUGGUGGGGUGGGACGUUGGAGAGCCGGCUCUUCGGCCUCAGCAAAUGCUGCGCAUUGGCCUUCGCGCAGCAUCACUGGUAUCGCAGAGGAGCCAACCGCACGCCACCGCGAUGGCAAUGAUGCAGAUACCUCAAGCUCCACAGAUUCUACGAGCCAUCGGUCUACGCUGAUCGAGCAUGCUACUAUGACACCUGCUUUUGGUCGUGCUCCGAACAAACGUCGGUUUGAAGCGGCAGGACGAACUCACAAUGAGUCUCGCUCUGGUCGCGCUGCCGCUGCUGCCGAUGCUGCCGCUCGACGCCAUGGCGAGAGCCAGAGUCCCGAGACCGGAUUGCUCGACGGCUGUAAUGCCAGGUCGGCUCCUGCAUCGCAGAGUCGGUCGGAAGGGAUUACCAUCCGUGCACCACAGCCGCUGCAUUCAGAUCUGUCAGACACUGCCGUCUCGAAUCCUUUUUCACAGUCUCCUGGACCCGCAUCGCUGCCUGCUGAUCGAGAGGGAAUGGGCACGCUGUUGCGUGGCCAGACGCGACGCAAGUCAAGUCUGCAUAUUACCUCGUCUGCAUCUGUGGAUGACGAGGUGGGCAAGAGGGAGGCCCCGAAAGUGCAACGCUGGCCUAGCGACGCUGUGUCGAAGGCGUCGCAGCGCACGACCUCGUCAGCGUCGACUGCAUCGGCACCAAGUCAGGCGAGCGGAGGCAUCCGUAUUAACGGACGAAGCAUCGUAGUCGAUGCGGCGGUGCUGACAGGCGCGCAUCGAAGCGAGGCGUCGUCGUCGUCUGUGGCGACGACAGCUGUGACUGCGGCGCAUGCGAUCCCGGGUGCUUUCCCAUCGUCUUUCUCGUCAUCGGGAUCGCUUGCCAGUCCGGCUUCACCCUCGGUGGGGCAAGGUCAAACUGAAGAGGCAGGCUUAUCCUCGUCAACGGUGCGUCAAGCCUGGCGAUCUCCUCGCUUUAGCGGUGCAGCAUCUCCGAGUCGACCUACGCUCAGCGGUACACAGAAGCCGUCAUUCUUGAGCCAGACGCUGGGACGCUUCACUGGAGCGGCGGCGCAAGCUGUGCAAGCCCCUCCCUUUGCGCCGAUUGCUAGUGAGAGCGAGACAGCGAGAAAGCGGCGAGUGUCGCGUCCGUCGUUGCUCCAGGCUAUCGCACCGAUGCAGGACGCAGGAGGCGCAGAAGCAGAAGCAGCCAGCGGCACAUGGCAGCAGACGCAUAGGGGUACGCCAGAGUCGACCGCGUCCGGUGUCUCUGGGUUUUCCAGUAUGUCUGGCAACGGUGCCCAGGGGAUGCUCAAGCGACUGCAGGGUCAACAGGGAUCGCUGCGGUGA
Molecule: messenger RNA, 5487 nt
Organism: Mycosarcoma maydis (corn smut)
Lineage: Eukaryota; Fungi; Basidiomycota; Ustilaginomycetes; Ustilaginales
Exons: 1
Coding region: 1-5487 (1828 amino acids)
Biological process (GO): autophagy of mitochondrion; positive regulation of protein phosphorylation; autophagy of peroxisome
Cellular component (GO): phagophore assembly site membrane; Atg1/ULK1 kinase complex; extrinsic component of membrane
Molecular function (GO): protein kinase binding; molecular adaptor activity
Source: RefSeq, a predicted model, not a curated record